AUGAUCAUCGUUGAAAUCCUGGCGGGCGGAACUCGUAUUAUUGAAAUGACAAACAAGCUUCUCGUUUCGUUGAAAGUACUUAUUAUUCAAUUGAAUCCCCAGAUCGGGCAGACGGACCAGACUAUCAAGAGAACAUGGAGUAUUCUGGAUAAAGUGGCGAGAAGUUCCACAUAUGUGAAGCCUGAUAUAAUAUUAUUUCCUGAGUUUGCCUUAACGGGGUACAAUUUUCACUCUAAGAACGACAUUCUACCCUAUGUGACUGGGCAAGGUGAAGGGCCAUCUUUCCAAUUGGCUAAAUCAGUAUCUGAGAAGUUUCGCUGUUAUACUAUAAUGGGGUAUCCUGAGCAAGCUGGUGAGCAGAAGCUGUAUAAUUCUGCGCUAGUGAUUGACCCCGAGGGAAAGCAGGUAUUCAACUAUAGAAAAACUUUUCUCUAUGAUACUGAAGAGAACUGGGACUGUGGGGAGAAUCCAGAGGGAUUUCAGACUUUCCCCAUGCAUUUUCCAAAAUGUGCCAAACUUCCUCACGAGAAAAGCUUUACUCGAGAUGUGACCCUGAAGUCUUCAAUAGGUAUCUGUAUGGAUCUAAGCCCCUAUAAAUUCAAAGCUCCCUUUAAUCACUUCGAAUUUUCCUCGUUCUGUGUGGAUAAUAACGUCGAGUUGAUUUUAUGCUCUAUGGCAUGGCUAAACUCCACUUCGAUCACUGAUAAGCAGGUUUUACAAAAUGAUUCGCUAUUAAAUGCCGCCAAGGACAAAAUAGCUUUUGGUUUAAAGGAGCAAGGAUUACCCCUAAGUGGAUCUCACGGUGUUUACCAGCUUAAAAUUGGUGAUUCGCAACAUACUUCUAGAGUGCCCUCUGAAAACUGCACGAGUGACUACAAAAAUAUGGAUGAACCAGAUAUGACAAAUGUGAACUACUGGAUGCUGCGCUUUUUCCCUCUUUUAUAUUACAAAGCAAGAACUAAGUGGUUUAGAGAUUCAUCCCUCCUGGAAAGUAUCUUGGCCAAGAGUAAAAUGCCUCUAGACCAUCAAUAUUAUAAGGAUGAAAGACAUAAAGAAGACACUACGGACCUUGUGGAUUCCGAAGGAACGAUAAAGGACGCUCUACUAGAAAAAACAUUUUUGGGAGCAUCCCUAAGACAACCCUGGAAGUUUAAAGGUAAAAACGCAGUCUUAGCAGUGGCUAAUAGAUGCGGUAUUGAAGAUGGAACUACAAUUUUCGCAGGAAGUUCUGGUGUUUAUAAAUUUAAUGGUAAGGAAACGGACUAUCUAGAAAAUAGUGAGGACACUCCACUUGACUCUCGGAAUGAAAGCGUAGAACUACUGGGCAACUUAGGCAAAGGCUUGGAAGGCGCUAUUUUGCGUGAAGUACAGUUUGAAGUGUCAAGGUAA
Molecule: messenger RNA, 1389 nt
Organism: Saccharomyces eubayanus
Lineage: Eukaryota; Fungi; Ascomycota; Saccharomycetes; Saccharomycetales; Saccharomycetaceae
Gene: NTA1
Product: amidase
Exons: 1
Coding region: 1-1389 (462 amino acids)
Biological process (GO): protein catabolic process
Molecular function (GO): protein-N-terminal asparagine amidohydrolase activity; protein-N-terminal glutamine amidohydrolase activity
Source: RefSeq, a predicted model, not a curated record